Molecule: messenger RNA, 384 nt
Organism: Vicia faba (fava bean)
Lineage: Eukaryota; Viridiplantae; Streptophyta; Magnoliopsida; Fabales; Fabaceae
Source: the annotation of a GenBank genome assembly
AUGGGUAAGGGAAGAGGCAGCGCAAGCAGCUCAAGUGUUACUACAAUUCUACUAUUAUGUAUGUUUCUGUUUCAUCCUAAUAUGAUUCAUGCAGAAACAUACAUUGUUGGUGAUGGCCAAGGCUGGACUUUUGGUGUUCAAAACUGGCCUUCAGGAAAAAGUUUCAAUGGAGGUGACAUACUUGUAUUCAAUUACAUCCCUUUGAUACACAAUGUGGUGAAAGUGAACGAGUUUGGCUAUAAUUCAUGUGUGGCUCUUGGAGGAUCUGAGUUGCAUGUAUCUGGAUCAGAUAGAAUUACACUUGCUAAAGGAGCCAACUAUUAUAUAUGUGCUGUUCCUGGUCAUUGUAACCGAGGACAGAAAAUUGCAGUCAAUGCUAAUUAA